GUAGGUCUUAGUCGCGUCUUAUCUCUUUCGUGCCAGUAAUUUCAACAUCUUAGGUGUGUUUGUGUCAAUCGUCCGACGAAAUGAAUGAAAUCUGGUGUUUUGCACGAAAAUGACUGCGAUUUAGUGAAAAUUUUGACUGCGGCUCAAACCCGGAAUAAGGGGGCCCUCAAACAUGACGUAACGCCGCCACUGGACGGAAGUUCGUAUCUUUCACCAUUUCCUUUGGAUUGAAAACUAGUCAUUUUUGGAAAUAACCAGUGAUUGUCGAGAAAUGGAACAGGAAGAGGAUGUUGUGGACGCGGUGUUUGUGACCAAAACGGUGAAAAAAGUACCCUCGAUAGAGGCCCUCAACAGCGAAAUGCCCGGAAAAAACCUACAAAAGGAGAGAGGCCGUAAAAUGCUCAAGACGCUGCUGAAUCGACUCCGGCUCAGGAAGUCGGCCAGUGUGUCCAUUUCACUUCCGGACCCGACCUACCGGGUCGCCUAUCUGGGCAACGUGGUCACAGGUUGGGCCAAAGGUGACGGCUGUGUGGAAAAGCCGUUAGCGACCUUAUGGCGGAACUACACGCAAUCGUCCCGUCCCGACGUCCGCAUGCAGCUCACUGUGAGCAGCGGCGGCCUCAAAGCCACCACCAAAGACCACGGCCUGACCGAAUAUUGGGCCCACCGACUCACCACCUGUUCAGCCCCCACCCAAUUUCCGCGUCUCUUCUGCUGGGUCUACCGCCACGAAGGCCGCCGUCUCCGACACGAAUUGCGCUGUCACGCGGUGCUGUGCCCCUCGGCGGCCAUCGCCAAACUCAUUGAAAACCAACUAAAGCAAGCUCUAGCCCUGGCUUUGGCCGAGUUCAAGAGAGACAAAAUCUCGCGUCAAAAUGCACGAUUAUCCCUUGUUAACUCGGUCUACGAGAACCCCACGAUCCCCAGGAGGAAGAUUCUACUAAGCACGGGAUCGCACAACUACAAGCCCCCUUUGGAGCGAUCGAAAUCCGCCCCCAAGUUGACCAGCAUCGAAGAAAUAAUAGAGGAAGAGGAGGAAACCCCCGAGCCGAACAAAAAUGUUUACAAGAAGAUUUUGAGGCAUUAUGACAGUACUAGUGCUCUGCUUGACAAGCGAAAAACUUUUGUUCGGAAGCUCCAAGAGUCGACGAUAGUACCUGUCCGCGAAGAUGCCUGUGAUGACUCCUGCAAAGAGUUGACCCUCGACGAGAAAAGCGACAUGAUUUUGGAGGAGUUGGUGCAAAAUUCCCUCCGAAACGACCUCCUCGAGUCGUGCGAAAGGGCCUGGUUUAACGCUUUGAGUGAAAAACCCGACUUGCUGCCCCCCGACAGCGACGAGGGGUCCCUCUCGAGUGGCUGCGAGUCGGCCUCCACCGUCACCUCAGACUUGGACCAGCCGGUCUUCCCGGCUAUCUCCGAGGAGGACGAGCCGAAAAAGACUGAUUUAGAUUUUAAAGUCGGGGGCUGCGUGUUGGCUCGAGUUCGCAGUUUCGAGAGAGUCAACGCGUAUUGCGGGUUGAAGAUUYUAGGCAACGAGGAGGURUCGCUGGUCCCCGUGGGGGAGAGCCAGGCCGACUUCAGUUCCUUGAAGGUGUUCAAGAGGAGGAGUUUGGAGACGAGGGAGAUGUGCGAGGAGGAAGGCGAGAAUGAGAGUGCGUGUAGUGACGAGAGCGGRUACGAGGAAGAGGAGGUGAAUAGUUCGGUCGCUAAUAUUGUGCUAGUUUAGGGGUUGGGGUUGGUGGAGUACAUUGCGGACAAAUGUAGUGUAUAUAUUGUAUAUAGCUCACAGAAUAGAAUGUGAUGWUUUGUUGUAAUGUGUUACCAAUUUGUGGUGUAGAUCGGGUGCACAUUUCUUAUUGUACCUCACUUCAGACAAAGUAUUUAUAUUGUUAUUUGAUAAUGAUAUUGUGUAUUAAAUAAAUAUUUGAGGAAA
Messenger RNA from Tribolium madens (black flour beetle), 1933 nucleotides. RefSeq names its product protein FAM43A. The transcript is spliced from 3 exons. The record is from RefSeq and is a predicted model, not a curated record. The coding region runs from base 272 to 1726 and encodes 484 amino acids. NCBI's taxonomy places the organism in Eukaryota, Metazoa, Arthropoda, Insecta, Coleoptera, Tenebrionidae.